Messenger RNA from Sinocyclocheilus grahami, 1022 nucleotides. Its product is annotated as mothers against decapentaplegic homolog 7-like. The record is from RefSeq and is a predicted model, not a curated record. The transcript has a single exon. NCBI's taxonomy places the organism in Eukaryota, Metazoa, Chordata, Actinopteri, Cypriniformes, Cyprinidae. The annotation marks the transcript as partial. Gene Ontology annotation, cellular component: heteromeric SMAD protein complex. Gene Ontology annotation, molecular function: transcription regulator inhibitor activity; I-SMAD binding. Gene Ontology annotation, biological process: SMAD protein signal transduction; cell differentiation; regulation of transcription by RNA polymerase II.
ACACACCGAGAGAGAGAGAGGCGUCUGAUCUUCAUCUCGUUCUCAGUCCUUCAGUUCUUCAUCGACUCGGAAACUUCCCGCAUUUAGGAUCUGGAGACGGGGAUUUGUGGAUAUUCCCAGCGUUAUAAUAUCGUAUCGUCGUCGGGGAGCGCGAGAGGUUUUCUUCAGCGGGGUCUGAUGUGGAUUUAUAGGCUGCUGUCAGUUCGAGCCGAGCUGCAGAUUUGAUUAAUAAUCCCGAACACGAACCAUCGCUGUGGAUUAAGCUCGAACUGGUUCCUCAUGGAUCUGUUCCGAUGAUUGCGCACUGCCAGCAGCUCGGUGCGAGCGAGAUCUGAGGUCGUUCCCAGCAGCGCAGACAGUCGUUUCAGCUUUUCCUUUUUGGAUUCCGUGUCGGUUCGUCUGGUGAAAUAUUAAAGUCUGGCGUAUGAAACGGAUCGCGUGCGCUUCUCCUGCUCGCCGUUUCUCCGCCGUCUGCUCUGCGCCUGUGGAUUCGGACCUCCGGAUCUUCAUGACUUGCGGACAAAAUGGCCGUUUUGUAGCCGGGGAACCCUCUUGUCGUCCCGCAUGUUCAGGACCAAACGAUCGGGGCUCGUCCGGCGACUCUGGAGGAGCCGCGCGCCCGUGGAGGGCGACGGAGACGCGGACACCGGUACGCGCGGUGGCGGCACCGCGGGCUGCUGUCUCGGGAAACCGGGCGCCAGUAAGCCGAACCCCGGCACCGAGGCCGAACUGAAAGCGCUGACGUACUCCAUGCUGAAGAAGAUCAAGGAGAAGCAGCUGGAGGUGCUCCUGCAGGCGGUGGAGUCCCGCGGCGGAGCGCGGAGCCCCUGCCUCCUCCUGCCCGGGAAAGCGGACGCCAGGCUGGGUCAGCAGUCGUACCCGCUGCCGCUGCUGCUCUACAAGGUGUUCCGGUGGCCGGACCUCCGGCAUUCCUCGGAAUUAAAGAGACUUUCGUGCUGUGAAUCCUACGGGGAAAUCACCCCGGAGCUCGUGUGCUGCAACCCGCAUCAUAUGAGCAGACU